Galendromus occidentalis (western predatory mite) is the source of this 1395-nucleotide messenger RNA. RefSeq names its product alkaline ceramidase (gene bwa). The transcript has 5 exons. Gene Ontology annotation, biological process: ceramide metabolic process; phytosphingosine biosynthetic process. NCBI's taxonomy places the organism in Eukaryota, Metazoa, Arthropoda, Arachnida, Mesostigmata, Phytoseiidae. Gene Ontology annotation, cellular component: endoplasmic reticulum membrane. Gene Ontology annotation, molecular function: N-acylsphingosine amidohydrolase activity. The record is from RefSeq and is a predicted model, not a curated record. The coding region runs from base 280 to 1095 and encodes 271 amino acids.
ACACACACACCGACGGCAGUAGACGGCUCAUCUAGAAGCGAGCGAUUGCCCAUCACGCUCUCCGGUGCUUUAGCGCGGUAGCCGAGCGAGUCCGUCGAUAGUGUCCCCGCACAGGAAUCGCUGCCAGUGCGAGAGCGUGAGAAAAGAAGCAAGGGCCGACUGAGUGCUCGGAGAGUGCUCGAGGAGUGCUCAGAGGUUCCGUGAAAACGUACGGAUCCUCCACUCAUCCCCAUCAGCUGAUCGUUGUCAUCAUCAUCAUCAUUCCUCACCGCGCCGAUAAUGCCGCCGUCGCCUCCAAACACCGUGGAUCGACUGGGUUACUGGGGUAACCAAACUUCCACUCUCGAUUGGUGCGAGUAUAAUUACGAAGUGAGCAUCUAUAUCGCUGAAUUCUGGAAUACGCUGUCGAACCUCUUCAUGAUAGUGCCACCUUUGUGGGCAAUUUAUUUAGGAAUACGACAACAAAUUGGCACUCGACUACUGCUCUGCUACCUCUCCUUGUUGGUCGUUGGCAUCGGGUCGUGGUUGUUCCACAUGACGCUCCUCUAUGAAAUGCAACUCAUGGACGAACUUCCGAUGGUCUGGGGCACAUUGGCAUCCAGCUAUACCUUAUACGACAUCGACGCAGAUGAAUCCAAAGUCAACGUGAAACUCGCACUCGGUCUCGUGCUUUACGGAACGAUCAUAUCGGUGGUCUAUGUUACUAUCAAUAUCCCAGAAUUCCAUCAGGCGGCCUAUGGACUCCUCGUCGCCGUAUCUUUCCUGUACAGUUUCAACUUAGCGCGAAAAAAAUACUUCCCGAUGCGAUGGUUCCUGUUAUCCAUCUGCAUGUACGCAGUUGGUUUCGCCGUUUGGAACAUAGACAACGUUUUCUGUUCCAACUUGAGGACUGUGCGUAGUGGGUUGCCAGGAUUUUUUGCGCCUCUCACGCAGCUGCACGCCUGGUGGCAUUUCUUCGCCGGCUACGGUUCCUAUAUUUCGAUAUUGUAUCUGAGUCAGGCGCGUCUAAAAGCCUUGAAACGCCAUGGACAUGUCAAAGUCGGUUGCAUAGGUCUUUAUGUCGACGUUGGGAGGGAGAAGGUUGCAACUGAAUAGGACAUCUGGUGAUCGUAGGGCAUACUGAGAAUCGCGCCAGCCUUCGUCUUUCAGAAGAGGUGCAUCUGAUCCGAGACAAUCUUUCCACAUCAAUGAGAAGACUUGGGCAUCCUCUUAUCGGAAUUUCUUCUUCCAAAUCAAACAUCGACCUAUGUUUCGUGAAAUUCUUCCUGAUGGCUCGAUUGUAGUUGCUUGGCGAUCACCGGGAAAAGGUCGUAGGUAGUAAUUGAACAAACUGUUUAGGGAGAGAAGAGGGGACCAAAAAGAGGCGUGGCGGGGUUCCAGAACAGAAAUGCUCGA